AUGGAUGGUUUUACUGAUUCAUCAAAUGCUGAACGUUUUUAUUUCGGUGGUUUAACACAUGUUCACAGAACAUUUGAAAUCGAUAAAGCAUGGCGUCAUAUUGGACGUAGUGUUAAAUUGUUUCAUAUACUUGAAAAUGUCUUUGCUGAAUAUAUAUUAGAUAAUUCUGUGUUUGUUCAAAAUCCAAUAACAAAUCAAAUAUUAUUAUGA
Rotaria sp. Silwood2 is the source of this 210-nucleotide messenger RNA. The record is from the annotation of a GenBank genome assembly. NCBI's taxonomy places the organism in Eukaryota, Metazoa, Rotifera, Eurotatoria, Philodinida, Philodinidae.